ACGCUGACAGGGAACAAAAUUAACUCGGCUUAUCGAAGAGCUUUUCAGGUUCAGCUUCUCCUGCGACGCAACUAGGGUUUUCCAAGCACAUCGCAGCAGAAGUUCUAACCUUCAACAAUGGCAAACAUGGCCAGGUCCUUCCUUCAGGUGGCAGCUACAGAGGAGGUCGCUCCUCCGCUCAGAGUUGUUCAGAUCGAGGGACUGGUUAUAUUGAAGAUAAUCAAACACUGCAAGGAGUUUGCUCCAGCACUAGUCACAGGACAGCUUCUUGGUCUAGAUGUUGGUAGUGUUCUUGAAGUUACUAACUGUUUCCCUUUCCCGAUCAGAGAUGAAGAUGAGGAGAUUGAAGCAGAUGGGGCUAACUAUCAACUUGAAAUGAUGAGAUGCUUGAGGGAGGUUAAUGUUGAUAAUAACACCGUUGGAUGGUACCAGUCAACAAUUUUGGGUUCUUAUCAGACAGUUGAAUUGAUUGAGACCUUUAUGAAUUAUCAGGAGAAUAUCAGAAGGUGUGUGUGUAUCAUUUAUGAUCCUUCAAGGUCUGGUCAAGGUGUUUUAGCUCUGAAGGCUUUGAAGCUCUCUGAUUCUUUCAUGGAUCUUUACCGGAAUAACAGUUUCACUGGGGAGAAGUUGAGGGAGAAAAACUUGGCAUGGGUAGAUAUUUUUGAGGAGAUUCCUAUCAAAGUCUCGAAUUCUGCUCUGAUCAGCGCUUUUAUGACAGAACUGGAAGCCGAUUCACCAGUCACACAGUGUGAUUAUGAUCGCCUGCAAUUAUCAGCCAACCCAUUUAUGGAGAGCAAUAUGGAAUUUUUGAUUGAAUGUAUGGAUGAUUUGUCUAUGGAACAGCAGAAGUUUCAAUUUUACUACCGGAACCUGUCACGUCAGCAAGCUCAACAGCAAGCAUGGCUUCAGAAAAGAAGGACAGAAAACAUGGCACGUAAAGCGGCUGGAGAAGAACCUUUACCAGAGGAGGAUCCUUCAAAUCCUAUAUUUAAGCCAAUUGCUGAGCCAUCACGGCUAGAGAGCUUUCUUAUAACAAAUCAAAUUUCAAACUUCUGCAACCAAAUCAAUGGGGUUGCUGGGCAGAACUUCAGCAGAUUAUAUUUGAUGAAAGCUUUGAAUGAAAACUGAGGAAAAGCCUGGUGGAUAGAUGAUGCAUUCUUUGAAAUGCUUCUGCUUAUUUUUAGUCAGGAGGAAAUAUAUUUCUCCUGGGUAGAUGUUUUGGUUUUCUUCUGAGAUGAAAAUUUUGGAAUGUCAAAAGAGUUAAAAGAGAAAAAAAAAAAAAAAAAAAAAUUUAUGUUGUAAUUACAUUAUUAAGAUUAGAGAAAUUAGAGAUUAAUUUGGUUUUUCAUUUUCGAAAACGUUGUAUGAAUUAAACCCUAGAACAUGUAUUAACAUAAAACGAAGUGUUUGGUUCAGCUU
Molecule: messenger RNA, 1419 nt
Organism: Carica papaya (papaya)
Lineage: Eukaryota; Viridiplantae; Streptophyta; Magnoliopsida; Brassicales; Caricaceae
Gene: TIF3H1
Product: translation initiation factor 3 subunit H1
Cellular component (GO): eukaryotic translation initiation factor 3 complex; cytoplasm
Molecular function (GO): metallopeptidase activity; translation initiation factor activity; protein binding
Source: RefSeq, a predicted model, not a curated record